Onthophagus taurus is the source of this 1369-nucleotide messenger RNA. Its product is annotated as protein MEMO1. NCBI's taxonomy places the organism in Eukaryota, Metazoa, Arthropoda, Insecta, Coleoptera, Scarabaeidae. The record is from RefSeq and is a predicted model, not a curated record.
GUGCGCAUUUGUGCCAGUAAUUUAUCCUAAUUUGUCCUAAGUUUCGUCCGACAUAAACAUUUUGAUAAUUAAGUUAUUUAUUUAGGAAAAACCGUCUCGACCCGAGAAAUGUCUGUGAGAAGAGCGAUCCAUGCCGGUAGUUGGUACACGGAUUCUGGCUCAGAACUUUCGAACCAAUUGGAUUAUUGGCUUAAUCAAGCUGAUUUAACACAUGGACCUGCUAGAGCUAUCAUAGCACCUCAUGCAGGUUAUCAGUAUUGUGGAGCUUGCGGUGGAUAUGCAUAUCGACAAGUGAGCCCGGUAGUUGUCCGUAGAGUAUUUAUUUUGGGGCCGUCACAUCAUGUUAGAUUGCUGGGAUGUGCCUUGUCCAGAGCACAAAAAUAUCGUACUCCUCUCUACGAUUUAAUUGUAGAUACCCAAAUAAACGCUGAAUUAGAAAUGACUGGUCAAUUCGAGUGGAUGCACAUGGAUACAGAUGAAAAUGAGCAUAGCAUAGAGAUGCAUCUCCCGUAUAUAGCUAAAGUUAUGGAAAAUUUUAAACACCAGUUUACUGUUGUACCGAUUCUUGUCGGAUCACUUAGUCAAGACAGAGAGGCAUGUUAUGGUCGGAUACUCUCUAGUUAUUUAGCUGAUCCACAGAAUCUCUUUGUGAUAUCGUCAGACUUUUGUCAUUGGGGACAUAGGUUUCGUUAUACUUAUUACGAUCGGUCUUACGGAAGUAUUUAUCAAUCUAUUGAAGGACUUGAUAGAGCGGGUAUGGGUAUAAUAGAAAAGUUGAAUCCAACAGAAUUUACGAAUUAUUUGAAAAAGUAUGGCAAUACGAUUUGUGGUAGACAUCCAAUCGGAAUUUUAUUACAGGCUGUACAAGAAUUAUUGAGGAAUGACCACACGCAAUCUGCAAGUUUGAAAUUCCUAAAAUAUGCUCAGUCGAGCCAGUGUCGUAACAUGAAUGACUCGUCCGUUAGUUACGCGUCGGCAGCCCUAGUUUUCGAAUAACCUGAGGCCUUACACAUAUUAUUCACCCGGUGACUACCCAAUAAAUGAUAAGUUAAGUGAAUUUUUAAACUCACUCUAGUAAUAAGCGACAUUUUUAAUAGUAUUUUUGUAAUUAAUCCAUCUACUAUACAUGAAAUUCAAGUGUUCUCCAUUCGAAAAAAAAAAAACAAAAAAAAUAAAUAAAUGAAAUAAAUAAGUAAACAAAAAAUGAAACUACACCAACAAACGGACGAGAUUUGGACGGGGAAGAAAACAACGUUAAGUUUAGUAGAGGGUUAAAUUUUGUUUCUUUGUCAUUUAUAAUUAUUUUUUUGUAAUUAUUACAAUUAUUUGGGUACCUUAGCCUAAAUAAAACACACCAAUAUUGACUUUU